This is a messenger RNA of Alternaria burnsii, 312 nucleotides long. RefSeq lists its product as uncharacterized. Bases 1 to 312 code for a protein of 103 amino acids. Lineage: Eukaryota; Fungi; Ascomycota; Dothideomycetes; Pleosporales; Pleosporaceae. The record is from RefSeq and is a predicted model, not a curated record. The transcript has a single exon.
AUGUUCUCUACCACCACUAGAACCAAUCAGGUUGAUGAGGACAUCGAGUUAGCUGAGCUUUUUGGCGGCUAUACACCUUUUCACCAGGUUAACACCGAGACUACAUCACCUACGCCUGUCUUGCUGUCAGUCGCCCAAACUCGAUCUCAUACAUCCAAUCAUCGACUUCCCAACAUCCAAACAAUGCUGUCGAGUACGAACAAGUCAGCAGUCGUACGCCAUGAGGAGAAGACAUGGUUCAGUCAUUUCAUAGAGUAUGCCCCUAUAGAACCAUUGGCACUACGAUUAGAGUUUCUUGUAAUGGCGAAGUAG